CCUUGUUCCCUACCAUUACCCCCAAAUCCCCUCAUCAAAGUUGAGAGAGAGAGAGAGAGAGAGAGAUAGCGUUAGAGAGAAAGAGAGAGAGAGCUCGAGGGAUCGGCCAUGUCGGGGAGGGGGAAAGGGGGGAAGGGGUUGGGAAAGGGAGGGGCGAAGCGCCACCGCAAGGUUCUCCGGGACAACAUCCAGGGGAUCACGAAGCCGGCGAUCCGGCGCCUGGCGCGGCGCGGCGGCGUGAAGCGCAUCAGCGGCCUCAUCUAUGAGGAGACGCGCGGCGUGCUCAAGAUCUUCCUCGAGAACGUCAUCCGCGACGCCGUCACCUACACUGAGCACGCCCGCCGCAAGACCGUCACCGCCAUGGACGUCGUCUACGCCCUCAAGCGCCAGGGCCGCACCCUCUAUGGCUUCGGUGGUUGAACGCUCUCCCUCUCUCUCUUUCCCUUUGCCAUUUUGAUCGUUGUGUUAGUGUACGUGAGAUUGGAAAAGGAUGGAUCUAAUAUGGAUCGUAGUUAGCUUCCGAUUUUAGGGUUUUUUUUUUUUUUGUGGGAUGUGGCUAGGUGUUUGAUAUGAAUGGAUGUGGUUGUGCUCUCAAAUGUGAACAAGGACUUUUACCUUACAAUGAGAUAUUUUCUUAUUUAUUUGAUGUUUUAUGUGCUUCUCAUUGGGCCGGAUGGGAUAGACAGUAAAGUGUAAUUUACGUUGGUGAGCCCUCUGAUUUGGUUUGUUUUUGGGUCUUAUUGUUGUAUCUCAAUUGAACCGUGUUAGGAUGGAAUGCUAAGUUUCUGUUUAGAUUUGUUUUGGAUC
Ananas comosus (pineapple) is the source of this 807-nucleotide messenger RNA. Its product is annotated as histone H4. Gene Ontology annotation, molecular function: protein heterodimerization activity; DNA binding; structural constituent of chromatin. Bases 109 to 420 code for a protein of 103 amino acids. The transcript has a single exon. The record is from RefSeq and is a predicted model, not a curated record. NCBI's taxonomy places the organism in Eukaryota, Viridiplantae, Streptophyta, Magnoliopsida, Poales, Bromeliaceae. Gene Ontology annotation, cellular component: nucleosome. Gene Ontology annotation, biological process: nucleosome assembly.